UCCGUCUCAAUGAUCUUCCCUUGACUUAUCUUCCUGCGCUCACACUCUGCAUCUGUUGCUUCCUCCCCUAAACCCGCCUGCUUUUCACCCUCCCUCUCUAACGAAUAGCCCUUUGCUCUACUCCAACCAAGAUGGCUAAGAGCCAGGCUGGGACGGAAAACCUGGGCGUCGACUAUGUGGUGGUAUUCAAGAUUGGCGAUACAGAAAAGACAAAAGCAGCACAGCUCUUCGAAGAACUGGUCCAGCGAUUAUCCAAGAGCGGCCUAGCCACCGAAGUCCGCAACGGCAACAACCACACCCUCCUCAUCUUCGUCAAGCUCUCCAGCGAAGAGCACCUGCUCGCCGAAGUCUACCGCAGCCGCGUCAGAGAUUGGAUCCACGGCGUCCGCGCCUCCGAACCCCCGCAAGAUACCCGCGCCGCUCUCGAGCAAGAUCCCCUAACGCAAGCCGAGCGCCUCCGCACUAUCCACGGCCUCAUCACCCAUCCCCAAAGCGAGCAUGGUGCUGGCAUCACGCCGGGCAAGGGCCGCUGGACGAAUGUGGAGAGUAUCUUUGCCCUGCACGACCACGCCUAUAAUAAAGAGUGGAUUAAGAAGUGGAGCACACAAUACCUGCUGAAGCCCGAGGAUCUCGACGACAUUCGCGAUCGAUUUGGCGAGAAGAUUGCCUACUAUUUCGCCUUUACACAGUCCUACUUCACCUUCCUUACCGUUCCCGCCGCCAUCGGCUCCUUCACCUGGUUGGUCCUUGGCCAUUUCAGUAUCUGGUAUGCCGUCGCUGCUUCCUUGUGGACGGUGGUCUUUGUGGAAUGGUGGCAUCAUCAAGAGCGUGACUUGGCGACACGAUGGGCUGUACGUGGUGUGAGCAAUAUCGAUAACAAACGACCAGAGUUCGAGCAUAAGCACGAAGCCACCGAUCCGGUCACCGGCGAGACAAUGUACAUCUUCCCCACGCGCGAGCGAGUCAUGCGUCAACUGCUACAACUCCCCUUCGCCAUUGCGGCAGUUAUCGCGCUGGGAAGUUUGAUCACGCUAUGCUUUGGAAUCGAGAUCUUCAUCAACGAGGUCUACUCCGGUCCGGGAAAGUCGUACCUCACAUAUCUCCCGACUGUCAUCCUGUGCACAGCCAUGCCUUUCCUCAGCGGCCUCCUCACACAAGCUGCUACGAAACUUACCGACUACGAGAACUACGAGACCGAGGCGCAAUACGAGCGCAGCUUGACCUCAAAGACUUUUGUGCUCAACUUCAUCACCUCCUACCUACCCCUCUGCUUGACCGCCUUUGUUUACGUACCCUUUGGUAGCGUCAUCGUGCCUUACCUGGAUAUAUUCGCCCUGGCCUUCAAGCCCGGCAGCAAAGACAUCAAAGCCGAAAACGACCCCACUCUCUUCGAAAUCAACCCGCAGCGCCUCCGAAAACAAGUCAUCUACUUCACUGUCACCGCGCAAAUCGUCAACUUCGGCAUGGAGGUCGUCGUCCCCUACCUCAAACGCGAAGGUCUGAUCAAGUUCAAGGAAAUGCAGCUCAAGCGCACCGGCACCAUCAACGCCGUCACCGCCGACGACCCCGUAGAAGAAACCGACUUCCUAGCCCGCGUACGCAACGAAGCCGACCUCGACACGUACGAUGUCUACGACGACCUGCGCGAAAUGGUCGUGCAAUUCGGCUACCUCGCCCUCUUCUCCGUCGUCUGGCCCCUCACGCCUGUUUCCUUCUUCAUCAACAACUGGAUUGAGCUGCGCUCCGACGCGGUGAAGAUCUGUGUCGACAUGCGCCGCCCCACACCCUGGCGCGCCGAAAGUAUCGGCCCCUGGCUCAACGCCCUCGCCUUCCUCUCCUGGCUCGGUAGCAUCACCAUGGCCGCGCUGACGUACAUGUUUUCCAAUGACGGGCUCGGGCCUGAUGGCAAGCCGAGCGAUAUCAAGGGCUGGGCGCUCUUGCUAUCAGUCUUCUUCAGCGAGCACCUGUACCUCGGCGCGAGGUGGCUGGUCAGCACGGCGAUUAGCAAAAUCGAUUCCCCGGGAAAACAAAAGGCGCGGAGGGAAAUGUACGAGACACGCAAAAAGUACUUCGCCGAGUCGCUGCGCGAUACCGACAAGUUGGCCUCGGCGUCGGGGAUGGGCGAGGGAGAGAGUGAGGGCCGGGAGGAGAUUACUCGUACUUCGUUGGAGGAGGAGGCUAGGGCGGCGAGCUUGAAGUCUAGGACUCCGGAGGCGAAGUUCUGGAGUCGGCAGCGGGGAUGGCAGGAUGCGGCGGAGGUGGGGCGGAGGCUGAUUGAGAAGGAUGUAGUGGAGGAGAAGGCGGCGAAGGAGAAGAAGGAGUUGUAGGUGGAGGGUAACAUACGUAUAUCGUUAGCGUUGGCGCCAUGAGCUUGAUUGUA
Neohortaea acidophila is the source of this 2380-nucleotide messenger RNA. RefSeq names its product calcium-activated chloride channel-domain-containing protein. Gene Ontology annotation, molecular function: chloride channel activity. Gene Ontology annotation, cellular component: cortical endoplasmic reticulum. Gene Ontology annotation, biological process: chloride transmembrane transport. The transcript is spliced from 2 exons. The record is from RefSeq and is a predicted model, not a curated record. Lineage: Eukaryota; Fungi; Ascomycota; Dothideomycetes; Mycosphaerellales; Teratosphaeriaceae. The coding region runs from base 132 to 2327 and encodes 731 amino acids.